AUGAGUCGGUUGCCAAAUUUGGACCACGAGUGCGACAGUCACAAAAUUGGCUUUGCCAUCGCACGCCGGCUGGCACAAGACGGGGCCAAGGUGCUGGUGAGUAGCCGGAAUCAGGCCAACGUGGACCGGGCAGUGGCCGAAUUGAAGGCCGAGAACCUCAGCGUGUCCGGGUUGGUGUGUCACGUGGGGAAGACAGAGGACAGACGGCGCCUAGUGGAUACGGCCGUUGAGCGCUACGGGGGAAUUGAUAUUUUGGUCAGCAACGCCGCUGUGAACCCGUUUUUCGGACGUAUAUUGGAUGCCUCGGAGGAAGUCUGGGACAAG
Thamnophis sirtalis is the source of this 324-nucleotide messenger RNA. The record is from RefSeq and is a predicted model, not a curated record. Lineage: Eukaryota; Metazoa; Chordata; Lepidosauria; Squamata; Natricidae.